Molecule: messenger RNA, 450 nt
Organism: Pongo pygmaeus (Bornean orangutan)
Lineage: Eukaryota; Metazoa; Chordata; Mammalia; Primates; Hominidae
Product: apolipoprotein C-I, acidic form
Exons: 4
Coding region: 80-331 (83 amino acids)
Biological process (GO): negative regulation of cholesterol transport; triglyceride metabolic process; negative regulation of very-low-density lipoprotein particle clearance
Cellular component (GO): high-density lipoprotein particle; extracellular region; very-low-density lipoprotein particle
Molecular function (GO): fatty acid binding; phospholipase inhibitor activity
Source: RefSeq, a predicted model, not a curated record
GAUAAAGGUCCUGAGGGCAGGACAGGACCUCCCAACCAAGCCCUCCAGCAAGGUUUCAGAGUGCCCCUCCGGCCCCGCCAUGAGGCUCUUCCUGUCGCUCCCGGUCCUGGUGGUGGUUCUGUCGAUGGUCUUGGAAGGCCCAGCCCCAGCCCAGGGGGCUCCGGACGUCUCCAACCCCUUUGAUGGCCUGGAGGAGUUAGGAAAGACCCUGGAGGACAACACUCGGGAAUUCAUCAACCGCAUCACACAGAGUGAACUUCCUGCCAAGAUGUGGGAUUGGUUUUCAGAGACAUUUCGGAGAGUGAAGGAGAAACUCAAGAUUGACUCAUGAGUUCCUGAAGGGUGACAUCCCAGGAGGGGGCUCUGAAAUUUCCCACACCCCAGCGCCUGUGCUGAGGACGCCCUCCAUGUGGCCCCGGGUGUGACCAAUAAAAAUCCUAUAGAAAAUUC